This is a messenger RNA of Sander lucioperca (pikeperch), 4913 nucleotides long. RefSeq names its product ArfGAP with GTPase domain, ankyrin repeat and PH domain 1 (gene agap1). Bases 740 to 4459 code for a protein of 1239 amino acids. The record is from RefSeq and is a predicted model, not a curated record. The transcript is spliced from 20 exons. NCBI's taxonomy places the organism in Eukaryota, Metazoa, Chordata, Actinopteri, Perciformes, Percidae. Gene Ontology annotation, cellular component: nucleus. Gene Ontology annotation, molecular function: GTP binding; protein binding; GTPase activator activity.
GGAGCGGAGUGUGUUCAGAGAGCAGCAGAGAAGUGAAGGGGACCGACCGUGGCUGCCGAGCCUUGUGUCGCUGUCAGAGAGGGUUAAACCCGGAGCAGAGGAGCUGCAGAGGAGGGGAGGGACGGCCCGGGGCCUUGGCUCUAAAUCCAGCAACAUUUGAAUCACAAUACAGCCGGUUUGGGGUGAAAGGGGCUCGGCUGGCUGCGCUGCUCUGCGGGGGAUGUGCGCACACAAUGGGAGAAGACUCUCUGGCACCGUCCGGGACUCUGCGGUGGAAUAAUAUUUACCUCUGUGUUGUUGUGUGUUUGUAAUGGAGACGCGGACUCUGACGGUCCAGAGCUGUCAGUGGAGCUAAGGACUUCUCUGCCUGGUAGUUAAGUGCUUCUGCAUGCCGGCGGUCGCGGAGAGAGAGCAGUGUUUGUUGCCAGUUUUAAAUUCCGCUGGGAUGAAUGCGGAAUGUAUUUCCUGCGUCGAAGUCCGCGCUGUUUGCACAUCUGGUUAUAGCGUUUUUUCUCUGGUGCUGUUGAACCCGUUUUAUCCGUGUGUGAAGGAGUUGGAUCACACAUUCACUGUUGGAUUUUAACCGUCACUCUGCAGACCUUAGUGUGUAGGAAACGGUAACUGUAUAUAUAUAUAAAUAUAUAUUUAAAUAUAUAUACCUAUAUAGAUAAUUUCGUGUUUUUUAAGUGCAAUCCAGCCACAUUAAAGUUGCUUUAGAUCACUUUAAAGAGUGUUAGUGAUGUACCUGCUGGACAGUAACUGCACUGAGAGGAUGGAGAGGGGAACGCCUCAGAGGAAAACAGUCUACCGGAUCUCCCUCACCUUGGUGAAGAGGGAGAGUUUAGAUGAUGAUGAUGAUGCUCCUCAGCGGCCCAAGGUGAGUGGCCCGGUGGAUAUCCAGCGCAGCGGGCUGCUGGAGCAGCUGAAGGAAGUGGAGGACGAGUCGGACGACUUCUCGUCUUCUCACGGCUAUAUGAGGAACUUCAGGACGUUCAGCACGGGGAAGCUGGAGCUGGGGAGGCUGAAGCUGUCCAGGAAGCUUCACCUGCAGAAAGAGCUGAAGGAAAAGGCCGCCAGCCCGGUGGCAGAGCACGCCGCAGAGGACACGGGGAGUCCGGGGAACACUCGACAGGAAACAGAGGAUCCAGACGCACUUAAAAAGGAUAUUUGCACUGAAACGCCACCGACAGAUGUGGGGAACAGCAGCAUCGACAAGAAGAAACGACUCCUGAAAGCUAAGAGCGUGGAGGAGCGCAGCUCUGAUGCUCCUCUGAGCGCAGACGGGAAAAUGCCUCACUCCAAAAGCAACGGGAAAGCCGCCAAAGCUUCUUCGCCCGAGACUCCGCCUCUGAAGCGGGCGCCCGGUUUGCUUCGUCGCAGCUUCAGCUUCAGACACUGGAGCGGGGGCGAGCUGCUGCGUCUGCGGGCGCUCUCCAAGGACAAACACCACAGCAGCUCCGGCUGUAUCAGCCGUGACGAAAAGGACAAGAAGGACGAAAAGGACGAGAAGGACGAAAAGGACGCCGGCGGCGAGAAGGACGCAGAAGCUCCUGUUGCGUCAGCUGCAUCUCGCCUCGACCUCACCAGACAGAAGAGCCGGACUCUGGAGGUCGGAGCCGUCCUGAACAAGACGGACUCCAUGUCGGAGCUGAGCCGCUGGGAGAGAGCGCGAGGCAACAAGAACCGGACGCUGGACAACAGCGACCUGCUUCGGCUGGCUGACGAGAAGGACGCAUCAGAAGGAGGCUUCAUGCUGAGGGGAGGAGGAGGGCGCUCCAGCGAGAGGCGUCUGGUUCGCUUCUUCAGCGGGAUCUUCUCCAGGAGGGACGGGGCGGCCACUUCCACUCCGCUGGGAAGCCCCGGCAACAACCGAUCCCUGCGGAGGAGCAGGAGGGCGGUGCUGACCCAGUCCAGCACCGAGAGCAUGAACGGAGGCAGCUCUGAAGAUGCGUUUGUGAACAGUCAGGAGUGGACGCUGAGUCGGAGCGUACCAGAACUGAAAGUGGGCAUUGUGGGUAACCUGGCCAGCGGUAAGUCAGCGCUGGUCCACAGGUACCUGACGGGAACAUACGUGCAGGAAGAGUCACCUGAAGCUGACGUGGACGCAGGCGGACGCUUCAAGAAGGAGAUCGUGGUCGACGGGCAGAGUCACCUGCUGCUCAUCAGAGAUGAAGGAGGCCCCCCCGAGGCUCAGUUUGCGUUGUGGGUGGACGCCGUGAUCUUCGUCUUCAGUCUGGAGGACGAGAUCAGCUUCCAGACGGUUUAUCACUACUUCAGCCGCCUCGCCAACUUCAGGAACACCGCCGACCUGCCACUGGUCCUGGUUGGCACGCAAGACGCCAUCAGCUCAGCCAACCCGAGAGUGAUCGACGACAGCCGGGCGAGGAAGCUCUCCAACGACCUCAAACGCUGCACCUACUACGAAACGUGCGCCACCUACGGCCUCAACGUGGAGCGAGUCUUCCAGGACGUCGCCCAGAAGAUCGUGGCCACCAGGAAGAAGCAGCAGCUGUCCAUCGGGCCGUGCAAGUCGCUGCCCAACUCGCCGAGUCACACGUCGGUCUGCGCCACGCAGGUGGCCGCCGUCCACAUCAGCCAGACAAGUAACGGCGGCGGCAGUUUGAGCGACUACUCUUCGUCGGUGCCGUCCACGCCCAGCACCAGCCAGAAGGAGCUCCGCAUCGACGUGCCGCAGCCCACCAACACGCCCACGCCCGUCCGCAAGCAGUCCAAACGCCGCUCCAACCUCUUCACCUCGAGGAAGGCGAGCGAGCCGGACAAGGACAAGAAAGGCCUGGAGGCUCGAGCUGACAGCAUCGGCAGCGGGCGCGCCAUCCCCAUCAAACAGGGCAUGCUGCUGAAGAGAAGCGGUAAAUCCCUCAACAAGGAGUGGAAGAAGAAGUACGUGACGCUGUGUGACAACGGACUGCUCACCUACCACCCCAGCCUGCAUGACUACAUGCAGAACGUGCACGGUAAGGAGAUCGACCUGCUGAGGACCACGGUGAAGGUGCCAGGGAAGAGGCCGCCACGCGCCGUGUCCACCUGCGCCGCACCGGCCCCCAAAACCAACGGCCUGGCCAAGGACAUGAGCAGCCUGCAGCUUGGACAGACUCCAGGUUCGGUGUCUAGCAGCACGUCUGCGUCUCAGAUGGCGAGCGGCGUCAGCUUGGUGUCUUUCAACAGCCGCGGUCUGGAGGGGAUGCACCAGCGCUCCUACUCCGUCUCCAGCGCCGACCAGUGGACCGACGCCACCGUCAUCGCCAACUCCGGAGUCAGCACAGACACAGGUCUGGGCGACUCGGUGUGCUCCAGUCCCAGUAUCUCCAGCACCACCAGUCCCAAGAUGGAGCCGCCGCCCUCGCCGCACGCCAACCGCAAGAAGCAUCGCCGGAAGAAGAGCACCAGCAACUUUAAAGCCGACGGCCUCUCUGGUACUGCGGAAGCCAAACGUAAAGCGUGGAAACUAAAUCGUGUUGGUAGCCUUCGCAGCAUUUACGCCAACAGUCUGCAGAACUCAGAAGAACAAGAGGAGAACUUUGAGUUCACCAUCGUGUCGCUGACGGGCCAGACGUGGCACUUUGAAGCCACUUCGUACGAGGAGCGGGACGCCUGGGUUCAGGUCAUCGAGAGCCAGAUCCUCGCCAGCCUGCAGUCCUGCGAGAGCAGCAAGAACAAGUCUCGUCUGACGAGCCAGACGGAGGCGCUGGCUCUGCAGUCCAUCAGAAGUAUCCGUGGAAACGGUCGCUGUGCCGACUGUGAAGCACAGAACCCGGACUGGGCCAGUCUGAACCUCGGGGCCCUGAUCUGCAUCGAGUGUUCGGGGAUCCACAGGAACCUGGGGACGCACCUGUCCCGCGUCCGCUCCCUGGACCUGGACGAGUGGCCGCUGGAGCUCAUCAAGGUCAUGUCGGCCAUCGGCAACGAGCUGGCCAACAGCGUGUGGGAGGCCAACGCACAGGGACGCCUCAAACCGGCGCCGGACGCCAGCAGGGAGGAGCGUGAGCGCUGGAUCCGGGCGAAGUACGAGCAGCGUCUGUUUGUGGCGUCGCUGCCCGGCACGGAGCUGUCUCUGGGCCAGCAGCUGCUGCGAGCGACGGCCGAGGAGGACCUGCGCUCCGUCGUGCUGCUGCUCGCCCACGGGUCCCGGCAGGAAGUCAACGAGACCUGCGGCGACGGAGAUGGACGCAACGCGUUGCACCUCGCCAGCCGCAAGGGCAACGUGGUCGUCACGCAGCUCCUCAUCUGGUACGGCGUGGAUCUGAUGGCGAGGGAUGCCCACGGCAACAGUGCGAUGGCGUACGCCCGGCAGGCCAGCAGUCAGGAGUGCGUGGACACGCUGGCUCAGUACGGCUGCCCCGACGAGCGCUACCCGCUCAUGGCCACGCCCAACCUGUCGCGCCGAAACACCAACCGCAACAACAGCUGCAGCAGCACCGGCAGCGCCGCGCUCAUCUGACUGGCACGCCUCAACGGCGUCCGACUCGCCCUGACAGACAAAAUCCCGCUUUGGGAGAGCUUAUAUUUUGGGAACCACUUCCUGUUGUGAUUCAUUCAUCUCACCUGACGACCACCACUCGCUAAGACGCUGCGUCCGUGGGAAAACCCCAAAGCAUCGUGGGAAAACUGAACGAUGACGGCCGCUCUGACGCUCUAAAGACAUCAUACCUCAUCACGCACGACUUUAAUUUAACACUACGUGAAAAGUUCCCCCCCUCAACAAAACUUAACCGUGAAAGUAAAAAAAAUCACUUUGGCUUUUCAGAAAUCUGUCUCGCCAAAAACAUAUCGUCGUCCUCGGCGAGCACGAAACGAAGAAAACUGUGAUAUCACGAAGGAAACGAGAGCGUGGGAGUCUUCGUAGCAUGCCCACAUCAUCAUCAUCAUCCUCGUCAUCGUCACUCGAGGACCCC